GGCGAAAUCCACCAAAAGGCUACAUUUAGUACCCUGCUCUCCCACGAGCCAUGGCCGCCACUGCCGUCGAGAAGCCCGUCAUCCUUUUCGUCCACGGGGCGUUCCAUGCCCCCUGCCACUAUACGCCCCUCAUCAAGGGCAUCCAGCGCGCCGGAUACACCGUGCUUGCCCCUGCACUUCCCAGCUCCGGUCCCGAUGCCUCGAUCGUCGGCAAGGCCCUGGCGGACGAUGUCGCGCGCAUCACCGAGGUCGCGGCUCCUUACCUUGACGCCGGCAGGGAGCUUGUCGUGAUGGCCCACAGCUUCGGCGGGAAGCCCGGCACGGAGUUCACCGGGGCGCAGGCCGUUCCUGAGCGGAAGAGAAGGGGCCUCACCGGUGGCGUUCGGGCCAUAGUGUACCUGGCGGCCUUUGCGCCACCUGGUUCGCCUGAGCAGUCUAAGCACCAUCAGGGGGAGCGAGCCUUCUUUGAUCUCGACCGAGACUCGGGAACCUUCGUUCUCCGCCCCAACGCCGCACAAAUCUUCUACGGUGUGGACAUGCCCGAUAGCCAGACCCGACAGAUAUUGUACAGCCUCCUCGGGCGGCAGAGCGCCGCGUCUUUGGGCGCGCCUCACACCUUCUCCGCCGCCGAGCUGCAGGUACCCAGGACGUACGUCGUCUGCACGCGGGACGAGGCUGUCGUGCCUCAGGCGCAACGCGACAUGGCGGAGGGGUGCAGUGCUAGGAUCGUCGAGAUUGACGCAGGGCACUCCCCGUGGUUCGUCGAUGGGCAUGUUGAAAAGCUAGUUGAAGUAGUUGAGGCUGCGGCUGGUCUCAAGUAGCAUCUUUCGGGUCACGGGAUGAUUGUCGCCUGGGGGAUAGACCCGCUGUAUGCUCUGACCAAGUACUAUCGAGGCUCCCGAAAAAGGCAGUGAACAGUGUGUAGCUGACUGGCCAGGCCGUUAAAGGACUUCCGGUCAUAACAGGUGAAGAGACUGCUGCGUUAGAGCCGGGUUGAGCUGAGGGUGGCUUUGACGGGUCUCAUGGCUAGCUUGCUACACGGGACACGAU
Messenger RNA from Microdochium trichocladiopsis, 1050 nucleotides. RefSeq names its product Alpha/beta hydrolase fold-1. The record is from RefSeq and is a predicted model, not a curated record. Bases 51 to 821 code for a protein of 256 amino acids. The transcript has 2 exons. Lineage: Eukaryota; Fungi; Ascomycota; Sordariomycetes; Xylariales; Microdochiaceae.